AUGUUCUUAACUAUUUUUUACAUGAUAGCCACAUUCAUGAAAGCACGGGCAACAUCACUUUUAAAGAAAUAUUUCAAUACAAUUUUUGAAGGAGAGAAUGAAUCUUCUAUUUUACUCUAUUCUAAGUUGCCUAAGUAUAUAUCCUCAAUAACUGAAGAUGUACCAAAGGAAGGGAUGCAAAAUAUAUCCAAUGAUAAUAUUCUAACUCCUUUAAAGUAUAAAAAAUAUUUUACUAAAGCACCUAAAUUUGAGAAAUUACUGUUUCAAGAAGGAGAUAUAAAAUUAUAUUCUGUAUGUCCUCAGCAACAAAUUGGCAUAUCAAGCUGGCUGGCCUAUUCCUGUGAGAAGUUAUUGUUUCCCUUUUAUGAAUGUAAUAACCGUCAAAUUUUAAGUGCAUCUGAUAACAUUCACGUUCUCGUCGAAGCUGCUUUUGGAACACGCGGAGUUCAGGCCUCAACAAUUGCUGCAAAACUUGAAGAUUAUGGUCUAAUUAUGGCAUGGACAGCAAAUCCAGAUAGUAUUGAUUUUAUUUUAAAGACAGAUAUUGAUCAUAUUACAAACUUUAUGAUCGCGAUCGUGGGUGAACAAUAUUAUAUGAAUAAUAGAGUAUCCUUCACAUGUAUACAAUCUGUAGCAGUAUCAGGGAAACCAUGUACUUAUGACAUAGAAGACUUGAAUUCAUCAUCAACUGCGAAUGCAAUAAGUACAACACAGAUAGAUUUGGAUACUUAUGUUGAAAAACUAAUUGCAUUAAGUACAGCAGCUGAAGAAGCUGAUAGGAAACAAAAAUCUCAGAAAAUUGUUGGCUACAGUGUACAUCCACAAAAUCAAGAGACAGACGCCAAAAUAUCAUCACCGAAUAUUCCCGUAGAACCUGUACAAAAAUCCAUACAUUUUAAUGAUAUUGAAAAUGGUACUGAAACAUUACAAACAUCUCAUUUAAGAUCGUUUACUGAUAUAAAAAAGCAUGAUUUAGAAUCUACAGUAACCCCAGUUAAUAUAAGUACUACAUCAAAAGAAGCAUGUACUGCCAGUAAUGUGACAAAAAAAUCUGGUGAUUCGGCAAUAUUUCAGUCAUAUGACGCUGUAAAGAAAAAAGACAAUAUAUUAUUAAGUACCAAUAAAGAAAUUAAAGAUACGCACCAAAGCAAAUCUACUAUAGAAACAAGGAAUAUCAAAACUCCUUUUACAUUGAAAAAAGAUGAGAAAUGUGGUGGAAUGCUUAAACCACCAAAUGUAGUCAUUUAUGCAGAUAGUCCAGAUGCAAUCAACAAUGUAAAGACUGUGUUAGAAAAAGCAUUAGAUACAGAUAGAUAUAUUAUCUAUGCAUUGUCGAGAGAAACUGCUUGCUCCAACGUUUGGGUAGAUCAGGUUGCUUUAGUUGUUAUUUGCGGAAAUGUCGAUUCAGAGAUCAAAACUCAGCUUGUUGAAUAUGUUAUACAUGGAGGUAAACUUCUGGCAUUGUGUUCUGACAUGCUUCAUACUUUGCUGCCAUCGUUCAAAACUGCAGAGGUGCGUGAAAGUGAACUUGUUCAUUUUUCCUAUGGUAAAUGGAAGCGUGUGCGUAUGAUGCAUCAUAUAUUUUGUUAUCACGCAUCCCCCGUACGAGCUCGUUUCUCACAAGAUCAAGAAGAUAUAAGAACACCUGGACUGAAUACUCCAUCAUCGACCAGUGUUAAAGAUAAAAAAGGAAAUUUAUAUUCGUUUAAUGUAAAAGUAUUAGGCACAGAGGAAACGUGGCACAAUCCAAGUAUACUACUCGCAACUUUGGCGAGCAGCGGUGGUAAAGUGGUGUUUUCUCAAAUUCAUUUGGAAGUGGAUCCAACGCAAUACGAAUAUGAGGAGGAUAAAUUCAAAGCGCUCAAGGAAAAUAACGUUGCUCGUUUGGAAAUAAUCAGUGAUUUGCUAAGUACACAUCUAGAAAUGGAAACAAAAAAUCAUGUGGCUGAAACAGCUGCAAUAUACACUCCGGCAUAUUUCUUAGGAAGAUAUGAGGAGAAGAUAGAAGUACUUAAAAAACUGAAAUCUAAAAUGCAACCAUAUGAUUUAUUGAAAAUGUCGCAAUUAAGCAUACAGUUUUGCUCAAAGUUCAAUGAAUUGCAAAGAAUUGCUCCAUCAGCUUCAUGCCUUCCUAUUUUGAUACAUGGUUGCCCAGAUAAUUUUUCUACUACAAAAUACUUUGAGAUGCUCGAUACGAAGAAACUGGGUCGCUUAGUGAUUUAUGCAGAUGUCUUAACAUCGUCUAUGCAUGUAACUGACUGUACUUUGCUGGAACAUGGGCUGGCAGUUAUUCCACGACAGCAAACUAAAGGCCUAGGUCGAGGUCGAAAUAUGUGGCUUAGUCCAAUUGGUUGCGCCAUGUUUACGUUACAAAUGCAUUUUGAACUGAAUUCAGUCAUAGGAAGUCGUAUCUCAAUACUUCAGCAUUAUAUUGCUGUGGCGAUCGUACAUGCUGUAAGAUCAAAAUCAGGAUACGAGGAUAUUAAUAUCAGACUAAAAUGGCCUAAUGAUAUAUAUAUCGGUAAUUCGACAAAGAUCGGCGGCCUGUUAGUAAAAACAAAGAUAGAUGAUAGAAAUUGUAUUUGCGAUAUCGGUUCUGGUAUAAAUCUCUUUAACAGUAAGCCAACAUUGUGCAUUAAUACUGCAAUUGAAGACUAUAAUCAGAAGUAUGGUACAAAUUUGCAAAUGUUUUCGUACGAAGAAUUCAUAGCACAAGUAUUUAAUUGCAUUGAAUACUUGAUAGAUAGAAUUAUACAUCAAGAAGAUAUAAAGUUCUUCUACGAACUUUAUUAUAAAUAUUGGUUACAUGAGAAUUCCAAUGUAACAGUGGUAAAACGAAACGGAGAAUCUGAGAAUGUUGUGAUUAAGGGUAUCGAUGAUUUCGGAUAUCUAUUGGUAGAAGAUGGUAAAGGUAACAAAUUUUCUCUUCAUCCGGAUGGAAAUACGUUCGAUCUUCUCAAGGGACUAAUAAUACCGAAAUAGAGUCCACAGUGACAUUUGUGAUCUGUUAUUAACAUCGUGUUAUCAUCAAUAUUAAUUAUAUCAUACUUAUUAAUCGUUGUUGAAAAUGAUUCUUUAUCAGUGCUGGAUAAAAUAUAUUCACGAGAGUAUUUUCUAAAUAUUGUUUUAAAUUUACUAAUUAAAUUUAUAUCUGCUGACAUGUGCAUAUAUAUAUUUUUUUAUUAAAUAUAAUUUAUAUUAGUGUAUUUUUUAUUCAAAUUCAAAUUUUUCAAAUAUGCAUGUGUUUAAAUAUUCUGAUUAAGUUUAUAUUUACUUGUUAACGUACAUAUAUAUUUAAAUAUAAUUUACCCUAACAGCACAGAUGUCCAGGGGACAUCCUGAGAAAGUCCUGAGAACAUUUGUUCAUUCUCAGGAUGUUCUUAGGACGUCCUCAGGAGAUCUUAUGCUGUUUGGGUAUAUAUUUAUGUAUAUUCUUAAUAAAUAAAGACAAUAAUAUAUAUUUUUAUAAUAUAUAUAUAUAUAUAUUUUUUUUAUCAAUAUUUUCACGAAUAUAUUUUAUCAAGCACUAUGGUCUACAUGUAAUAGAUACUUAAGGUUCAAAGUCUUAAGAUCUGAUAACAAAUUAAAGAUACAUGUAAUCUGUUUUGUAUAUAAACAGGCAAAAAAUUAUUACAACAUUAUAUAUGUACAAACAUAA
Messenger RNA from Odontomachus brunneus, 3658 nucleotides. It is a transcript of the gene Hcs, whose product is annotated as biotin--protein ligase. Gene Ontology annotation, biological process: protein modification process. Bases 1 to 2982 code for a protein of 993 amino acids. The record is from RefSeq and is a predicted model, not a curated record. Lineage: Eukaryota; Metazoa; Arthropoda; Insecta; Hymenoptera; Formicidae. Gene Ontology annotation, cellular component: cytoplasm. Gene Ontology annotation, molecular function: biotin--[biotin carboxyl-carrier protein] ligase activity. The transcript has 16 exons.